This is a messenger RNA of Pocillopora damicornis (cauliflower coral), 1616 nucleotides long. RefSeq lists its product as uncharacterized. Lineage: Eukaryota; Metazoa; Cnidaria; Anthozoa; Scleractinia; Pocilloporidae. The record is from RefSeq and is a predicted model, not a curated record.
GCCAACAAAUGAACACAGAUCAAGAAUCUGGGCAGAGUGAAAAUGUGGAGCUCACAAGUAUCAGAGUUGACAAGGCCCACCCCCCAGAGAAUGAGUAUGAAAUGCCACUACCCCCUCCCCCCAUGAAGACAUUUACCAUGGCAUAUACACUUAAUGCAGUUCCAGGUGUGUCCAAUGAUGUAAGUUCUGGAGUGGUAAUACCUGUUCAUUCGACUGCUUCUGGGAAAAAAGGUGUGUCCAAUGAUGCAAGUUUUGGAGUGUUAAUACCUGUUAAUUCAACUGCUUGUGGGGAAGAAGGUGUGAAGGGGUCAAAGGUUGGAGCGUUAGCAUCGGUUACCUCAAAGGCAGCGAAACAAGUUGCUGGAAAUUUGGUCAGUUUGGUCAAUGCACACUUUACUCUGGGGGGUAAUGAACAGACCUACUCCGGUGGUACCGCCCAUCAACAACACGAGGAAAGGAAACUCACAGGUCCGGAGGCUGACGACAGAAGGAGAGACUCGCGAAAUUGGGAAACGAGGAGGCUUAUUAAGGAGGAAAGCUCCCAUAGGAGAGAUUCGCUGGUUGACAGCAUCACAAUCGCUAAAUCGAUCAUUGCUGACUCUACAAAGAAUAGGAAGUUCGAGGAGAGGGCUUCCAGACGACGACAUAUUAUCAAGGAGUGUAGCCAGGGUUCCGAGUCAGAGACGGAGGUAAAGAGAAAACGAGUAUCUUUUGCCGAAGAACUGGAGACUGCUUAUUCGGUGAUUGCACCAGACUCGAUUUACAGGCAGAGGUUGGAAAAUUCCAAGGAGAAACGUCUUGCAAUUAGGGAGCAGACUUCUGGAAAGAGGAGAGCAUCACUUGCAGACGACAUUGAGAUUGCAAAAGCCAUUAUUUUCGAGAGCCCAAAGAAAUAUACACUUCCUGUCAGCCUAGUACAGCAGAUGAUCGCGUUAGGCCUGGAACCCAAGGAUUACCUCAGCUGUUCGUUGGACAUCGCCAAGCCUGUUCUCCAGAACGAUUGUGGUGCAACUGGUAAAGUUUUCAAGUAUGGUGUCAAGAAUUUCUAAAGAUGCCGUGGACUGAAAAGAUGUUGCUUGUGAGAAGUCCUCAAUGUUUACUUGUUUUUCUUCAUUCUCUCUUCUUUUUUUCUAUUUUUCUCCAUUUAUCAUCAUGAACUGGGAUCUUUUUAUACACCUCUACUUGACAGAGGACAGGAAAACCAAAGGAUACUAUUUAAAGCUAAAACCAACAUCAUUUCUCUUUUUUCAUAUACUUCGAUUUAAGCUUAAAUUUCGUGCGCCUAUACACUUCAUUUUCUUUCUUAUCCCUUAAAAAUACGGCGAAAGGAAAUAAAAAAGGGAUUCCUUGUUGUUCACUUUAAAAAUGUACAGACAUUAACAAUCAUUUACAGACAGUUAAGAGACUGCCUUCUCGUCUUUAUGGCAUUGUGCUAAUGUUAUUACCAAUACUGCGGCAAUAUUGUUUUUCUUCGUCUCUCCGUAUUACUCCUUGAUCAAAGAACUGAAAUGUGAACGUAAGAUUCACAUGAUACUCAAGUCUCGCAGUGUGCGCAUUCUGUCGUGUGUUCAUGAACUUCCUCAAAUCCUUUUUAAUAAAGAACAGUUUUUACCCAA